AUCAAAGAAGGGAGAAAGGAAUUGUAUUUUCAAAGUAUUUCGAACAGUUUUCAUAGCCUACUUUGGUUUUGAAUAUUAUGUUCAUACUUUAUGUAUGAAAAUGUAGGUCUAAAUUAACAUGGAAUUGCAAUUUAGCCCACAUACUGGCUAAAUGGACGUUUACUUUCCACUUUAGACUAUAGCCUGUGUAUUAUUUGUCGAGGUGGUYAUUGUUUCACGUUCAACUUGGCCUGAUAUAUGUUAGCAUUUUUUAGGCAAACAUUGCUGCGGGCUGUUCUUUUUUUUCUUGCGUAUUCGGCUACACGUUAAUGUAACACGAAAUUGCAUGACAUGUUUCAMCACACUGUAAAUACAAUUUGAACUCGGCAACAUAAAGACAGUUAUAUUAAUCUGGCUACUGUAGCCGCGACCCGUGGGUCSGUUGUGUUCGAUUUGCAUUCAAUGCAACCUCUCGCGCGUUGUUGAAGUUGGAACCUGUCUGUUGCACAAUGACGUUCGACCAACCCGGAAAUAGCGGACAACUGAAGCAAAUCGUUAUUCUUUGAGCUGCUAGCGUGGUAGCUACCAGGUGGAGGACGACUGCCYUUUCUUGCACUUCGAGCAUUACGACCCUGACCUCCGCUGGAGGACUGUGACCUUGGCCACCCGCCAGGCUCGGCCUCCUUCCUCCUGACUGACACCUCCAGAGCUUCUGCUGGCAUCGUAACAUGGGGAACCUGCUAAAAGUUCUGACUUGCACAGAUCUGGAACAAGAGCCCAAUUUUUUCCUCGAUUUUGAAAAUGCUCAGCCCACGGACGCAGAACGAGAGGUGUGGGAGCAGGUGGACCUGGUGCUGAAGGACGCUCGGGGAGUCCUGGACGAACUGCAAGCGUACAAGGGAGCGGGUCAGGAGAUUAGAGAGGCGAUCCAGAACCCCGGCGACGAGGCGUUACAGGAUGCGGCAUGGGCGGCCGUGGUCCACCUGGUGGGGAAGCUCAAGAAGUUCUACCAGUUCUCCCAGAGAUUAGAGGCGGCGCUGCACAGCCUGCUGGGACCCCUGACCAGUGAGACUUACGACGACCCCACUCAGCACCUGGAGCGUGAGCAGGCGCUGGCCAAGCAGUUCGCYGAGAUCCUGCACUUCACACUGCGCUUCGACGAGCUCAAAAUGACUAACCCUGCCAUCCAGAAUGACUUCAGCUAUUACAGGAGAACAUUGAGCCGCAUGCGGAUCAACAAUACACCGGCAGAGGGGGAGAAUGAAGUCAACAACGAGAUGGCCAACCGGAUAUCUCUGUUCUACGCCGACGCCACGCCUAUGUUGAAGACAUUAAGCGACAGCACGACAAAGUUUGUCUCAGAGAAUAAGAACUUACCCAUCGAGAACACGACAGACUGCCUAAGCACAAUGGCSAGCGUGUGCAAAGUCAUGUUGGAAACGCCGGAGUACCGAAGCCGCUUCACCAGUGAGGAGACGGUCUCAUUCUGCCUGCGCGUCAUGGUGGGCGUCAUCAUCCUGUACGACUACGUGCAUCCUGUCGGAGCCUUCUCCAAGUCCUCCAAAAUUGAUAUGAAAGGGUGCAUCAAGGUCCUCMGAGAUCAACCGCCCAACAGCGUAGAAGGCCUUUUAAACGCUCUCAGGUACACAACCAAGCAUUUGAAUGAUGAAUCGACCAACAAGACCAUCAAGAGCAUGCUGCAGCAGCAGUAGGACUGAUACUCUGGUACAACCACUCGCCUCACACCCGGUUCAGGAGACAUCGACUCUCUCUCUCACCAACGACGUCGGUGCACAGAAUGUUUUUUUUUCCCUUCUUGUUUUCUUUUCUUAUAAAUGGAGUAAGAGCUGCAUCUCCGCCCCCUUUUUAUAACGCAAAAUGCUACUGCCGUUAUGUACGUCUUUUCUGUGCCAAAAAGAUGUUGCUGAGAUUUAAAUGUUUUCCAUAAAAGCCAUACAACAAUAUGGCAGCUAUGGAAGCAUCAUUGUGGGUUCAGUUUUUAUUUUUAUUUUUUUUUAAAUAGUUUUUGUUUCCCUGUGUAAGGGAUGGGAGUGCUUUGACUUGAAAAUUUUAAAAAGAGUUAUAUAGAGAAAUAUAUUAUUUUUGUUUGAUUUAUUAUUUAAUAUUACAUCUUCUGCAUGACGAAAUUACGUCUUUUCCUUCUAUUUAAAAAAAAAAAAACGUAUGGUUCAAGUUUAAUUUGUCUGCUUAAUUGUAUGUUUUAAUGUUUUGUUCUCUGAAUGGUACUCGUCGGAAUUGAGAUUAUUGAAAAGAUAGUACUGUUAGUGUUUUAUCUUUUUUUUUUUUAUAGGUUUUGAUUUGUUGUAUGUCAUUUUUCAUAGUUGUAUUUUUUAUUUUAAAAUUUCAAACUGUGAUGUGUGCAAAUCAAUUUAAAAUUGGGAGUCUGUACUGUUGUUAACAGUAUGUUGCCGCUGGAAAAAAUAAACAGAGAACUUGUUUUCUACAAAUUA
This is a messenger RNA of Salvelinus sp. IW2-2015, 2450 nucleotides long. RefSeq names its product CYFIP-related Rac1 interactor B. The record is from RefSeq and is a predicted model, not a curated record. Gene Ontology annotation, molecular function: small GTPase binding. Lineage: Eukaryota; Metazoa; Chordata; Actinopteri; Salmoniformes; Salmonidae. Gene Ontology annotation, biological process: positive regulation of T cell activation; regulation of actin filament polymerization.